ACGGUAUAAACGUUCAGCAAGUGUGCUAGUUUUGCAAUGCCGAACUACGGUUCAACUACGGUGUAAAUCUACAUAGUCAUAGAGACGUUAAAGGCAUUAUUUAGUGUGGAAAAGCAGGCUCGUCACUGCGUCGACAGAAGCUCUGAGCGAAGUCACAGCAGCAGUACCCGGUAGCCAUGACGACGACGGAACAACCUCACUCUCCGUGCGGCACCCCGCCCGCGGCGCCUCUCCCCAUCUCUCCGCUGGCGCAGCCGCCGACCUCCCCGAUCAGGAAGGCUUUCCCGAGCUUGCCCAGCCCGCUGCCAACGCGAAGGACCAGGACUCAGUCAGUAUCUGAGCGCGCAGCAGAGGGUCCGCAGCACAAAGGCAAGGUUGAGUUUUUCUGCAGAGAAAAAGGACAUGGUUUCAUACUACCUGAUGGAGGGGGAAGCCACAUUUUUGUGCACAUAUCUGACAUCGACGGCGAAUACAUCCCGAAGCACAACGACAUCGUCACCUACAAGCUGUGCCCCGUGCCGCCGAAGAUGGAGAAGCUGUGCGCGGUGCACGUGACCAUAGUGCACCUCGAGACGCACACGCACGAGCGCUGGGACUCGCCCUCGCCGAGCCACAAGCACGACGACAAGACCCCGUAGGGUCAGCUCCUGAGGAGGAGGAGGAGGAGAGAUACGAGCCCGGGUGACGGGGGAGAGGCGUGGUAAGGGCGGAGGGAGGAGGACCGACCCCCCUCCGCUAUCACGAGGGCGGGGGGAGGUCCCACCCUUUCCGCUAUCAUGAGGGCGGCUGGACAACAUGUAGAUGUGUCUUCUUCGUGUUUAGUUUUUUGGGAGCGUAGCGGUUUUUUUGGGGGGGUGGGGAGACUCGCGUUGGAAUUCAUCCGGAGCAUGUUUUUUGGCAGUUUAAAAUCGUGCGGUGGUUUUUUUCCGAGUGAUUUUUUUUCCAACGCGGUUGUGGGUGCCCGGGAUUUCGAUUGGGGGUCAAUCGCCACAGGUUCAGCGUACGAAAGAAGAUUUUCGCGUUUCCAUAAAGAAACGUUGACACGCAAGAUUCGUAAUGAGCUUUUUCAGUUAUUUUUGAUAGAAGCGUCAAGCGAGAAUUUUUGAAGCAUCAAGCGAGGAUCUGAAUCGUCAAGCGAGAAAUUUGAAGCGUCAACACACGCGUGGUUUGUAUCCAUGAAGGCUGCACCUCCAUGUCGUUACCGGCAGAACCAAGUGAACGUGCCUUCCAGUCUUGGCUCUGCGGGCCGAUUUCGGGGCUCUGUUCCUCGAGCCCUUAACCGAAUGAGAGGCGGUAUCACUACCGCUCAUUCCUCACAGUUGCACGAAUAUGCGGGUUGGGCCUCAGGGGUGUCACACCGUAGCGUGUGACCUUCAUGACGACCUUUAUGAAGUCAGUAGCUUGGCCGUUACCACCAAUUGUCGGUGGAACAUAGCAUAAACGAUUAAAUUGUGCGUACGACUUGACGUAAUUCGAGAUCAUGAGCUUGAGUGUUUGUCUAGGGAGUAUGUAAGGUCAGCGAGGGUGUCUUAAAGUGUCUCAGAUUUGUCAUGCACGCAUGCACGUAUCAAAGCCUUGAAUGUCGCUAUGACUCGCAUUACAAGCACAUCGUUGGAGUGCUUCACUUACUACGCCACGCGUGUAACGGGUCGCUGCGUAGUAAAAAUAUGCGGAGUAAGAACGCGCGUGGGAUUUACCGAGAAAGCGUCCGCGCAUAAGUGAUGCGUGAGGUGCAGUCACUUGUUUAUCUGCGCGGCGAUCGUGACAUGCAAAGUCGUGUCACGUUCGGUGUCUCCCCUAUGAAAAGAAGUUUACCUCACUCGCCUGCUUGCUUGCCUGCCUGCUUGCAUGCUUGCCUGAUUGCUUGCAUGCUUGCUUGCUUGUGGAUGGCGCUUUGUGUGAGUAGAUAAGAGUAGUGUUCAGUGUUGGAGUGAGAGACUCUUUCUGAUGAGUUCUGAGUCGUUUCUGCGUGGGACCGUCACGUGCGCACGUAACGCACAACCACACGCCCGAGAAACAUUCGAAAUUACUCGUUUUUUUUUACCUUGCAGCGUAUCGACGUUAUUAAUCGCGCGAUGGGUUUCUAUGGAAACUGAACUAGCUGCCAAUUCAAUGAAGUUAUGUGUGUCUCUACGCGUCUGCGCGUGUUCUGUUGGAGAGAAAUAUGUGGAGAACGAAAUAUUGUCAAUAGAGAAGCCUAAGAACAACAGUGUAAGGAGAGACAGCAAGUGUUCGAGUCGAGAAAUGUUUGCAAAAGCACCGUUAUGUCGCUCGAUUUACGACGCUGGCGACGGCGUUCAUGAGUGACCACCAGAGGGCCCCUGUUGUCAAAAACAAAAGUUCUUGCAUUAACAUGAACUUUUCUCGUAGACCGGUCCUGCAUACGUUGCGUAUAAGAAACUUCUAACUUUGCCAUGAUUCUGUCAUCAACAGUCUACGAGAACAAGUUAAUGUUAAGACUUAAUUUUGUUCCCGACAACGGAGCCCAGGAUAAUAUAUAUUAUGUGUAACGGAGGUUUCUUUCGGCUAGCGAGACGAGACGCGUUGUGGUCAGACGCGGAACUGCAUCGUAAAUAAUAAUAUAGUGCCGUUGAUGGAUCCUACAGCAUGCUAGAUUCACACGUGGCGCGGGAAGGAAAUUCUUGGAAAGGGAAAUGUCGUAGGAAACUGACAUGACCUCGGUUCGUAAUCUGUUGGACGUUAACUGUGAAUUCAUUGUCGGGUCGUUGUGCGAAUGACAUCGGUUUCGAGGAGUCGUUGACGGCGUUUCGAAAGUUAGAAGGUAUAACUACGUACGUUGUGGUUUGCUCCUGGUUUGAAUGUGUCGAAUGUAUGCGGAUUAAUCGAUUAGCCUGCACAAAUUAACAAUUGAAAAUGGUAAAAAAAAUGCUGCCCGAGUUCAAGCUUAUCACUAAAUCAUUGUGGUGUGGGGAUUUUUUAUGAAAAAAAUUGUAGUUAGCAGAAUAUUCGUUGCCGCAUAAUGUAGUUUAAAAAUACUGGUUGCAUCUGGUGCGCUUUCUAUUGGUCUAUUUGACCGUAGAUAUAGAAAUACAGAUCUGUAUUCUAUGUCUAUGAUUUGACUAAUGUCAUCGGGUAUUUUUUUCAAGGUUGAAAUUCCCUAGCCAUGCAAAUCUUAAGAUACAUGUGACAGAUUGAAUACUGUUUGGUAGAUUGGGGGUGUAUUGGUGGUGCAGUGAAAAGCUUUAAUAGUAUUAAUAGUAUCAUAAUAUAUUAUGAUAUUAAGUAGAUGUUGUAUGGAAACUGGAAAGUUUUGCCCUGUUAUGCUACCUAAUGCUGUAAUGUUAUAAUUUAAUUUCGAUACAUAAAUGGCAUUCUGUCUAAAAUUAACAAGAUUAAUGGUCACGUGUCAACUUCUGCCAUAAAUACUAUAUCAUAAUAAACCCUGUGAAUAUUUCAUGUAUGCAAAGAAAACAUAGAUCUUGAAUAAAAAAAAACUUAAAUGAAA
Molecule: messenger RNA, 3466 nt
Organism: Priapulus caudatus
Lineage: Eukaryota; Metazoa; Priapulida; Priapulimorpha; Priapulimorphida; Priapulidae
Product: calcium-regulated heat stable protein 1-like
Exons: 4
Coding region: 177-638 (153 amino acids)
Biological process (GO): regulation of mRNA stability
Cellular component (GO): cytoplasm
Molecular function (GO): mRNA 3'-UTR binding
Source: RefSeq, a predicted model, not a curated record